CAAUCAAAUGGCUCCGCGGGCCCCUUACACGCGGGACCGCCCCCUUGCCUGGUUAGCCCUAGCAUCUUCGGGAAACGGUCCAAUGGACGUAAGCACAGAACACAUCCAUCCUUUUCGGAAGGUCGCGGCUGAAGCACUUCCGGAUCCUGGAGAGCGUUUAUUCCGUGACCAGGGGAAACGGUAGCCAUGGUAACGCGAGCUUCACCCUUUCCCAUUGACUCCUGGGGUCACGCUGCGAGCGAUUCCAACUCGGCUUUCGCAGUCAGCUUUCUGUUUGGCGGUGCUUCGCGGAGAAGACAAACACUUGAGAGGUUGAAAGUCCACCGGAGCAAUUUCGGAUGCGGUGGUGAGAAACCACAGUUCCCGGCAUGCAACGUACUAGGGGAGCCACUGUAGUGAAUGCUGGGAAUCGUAGUCUUUGGCUUCCGCACCAGCUGCGUAGUUUGGCCCUUUUUUCCUGUUCUCGCUGCUUGUCUUUAAGGGAACUCUGUCCUGUGUGUUUUAUCAUUCACAUCUCGUUCUGAUUGGAGUACAGAUCUGUGCGUAUUCAGGACUCUUCAGUGUACAUAGCUUUUAAAAGAGGCCUGGACAGCCUCCCUGUUAAGGCCGCCCGGUGUUACGAAAUCGAGAUCGACCUGAGUCUGGGCUCCGCCUCCGCCUCGGGAACUCGCGUUUCCGAAUCUAUUUUGUCCAGAGUCACUUGGGAAUCCUGAGCCUUCAACUCCUCCACACGUUCUACGGUCAGAAUCCUCAGGCCUUCCAGAUUGGGUUUACAGAGCAGUUAUUAAUGCCCUCGACUCCCUCACAAAGUACAAAGGCAGUGAGUGACUUGGCAGUUGUAGACUCCCCACCCCCUGCCGUAAGUCAGAUGGAGAACCUGGUGGUAAAGUCCAGUUUAGUGCCGAAAAGGAAAACCCUUAAUUUAAGGGGUGCAGGAGGAUACACCUGCAGAUAUUUGAAAGCAAAAACCCGUGGUGCUGCAAAUGAGAACGAGAUUACAGCUUUGUAACUUCUUAGAAACACCCCCUUGUAGGCGUUCAGUACAGUAAAAAGCCAGGUGUUUUUCUUGUGAGGGAAGUCCAUCACACUCACUAAGCUUGUGCCUUAGGAUAAAUUACCUGCGUCCUUUUAACCUAGCCUUUACAUUAUCUUCUAUCCGUACCUGUGCCCACCCGCAACAUCCCCCCCUUCUUGGUUCCUCCAGCAAAACUGAACUUUGAAUUUGUUUUCAGACAAUCAUCCAAAUUCCUGAAGACCAGCUUCUCAGUGACCGGCUGUCGUAGUCUUUUACAACUUGCCUUAUUUAGUCCUGACUUAAACUAGAUUGUUUUUCAACUCUGAUCCAUCCAUUGGCUGGCAUUUUUCACCUUCCAAUUUUGAUAAGAAAAAACCACUGGGGAGAACGAUGCCCAUGUGUUCAUGGCAAACAUAAUUAGGAGGAAGACUUAAAAGCAGUGGGAUCAGUGGAUGAAAAUUGGUGUAUUUUAAGUGUGACGUUGUCCCUGAGCGAGGAGAUAUGAAACAGAAGACAGAGGAAAACAUAGAAAGAUACGCCCAGUUCCUUUCACAGCCCCACAAACCCAUUCAGCCUUACAUCUGCUCAACUCUGAAUGAUUUUCAAGAAGAGAGAGACUUUUUGGCAAAUAACAUCUUCCCUCGCCUUAAUACACUCUGCAAUUCCCGAGGCACGUAUUUCAAAGCUGUGGACCUGAGUUGGUCAGCAGCAGAGAUCCCCGAAUCCUCCGCAGCCAACCUGUUUCGACAGCAUUCUUGUCUUCAGUCACAGCACCUGAAGCUCUGUCUGGACUAUGUGAACAGCUGCUUUCCCUUUUUCAUCUGCAUGCUGGGUCAGACCUAUGGAGACUUUCUCCCUGACUACUCACCUUUCACAUUCUUCAAAGCAACUGACUUGUCAAGUUUAUCCAAACUAGAACAGAAUCUCUAUGUUGCUGCAAAAAAUGGUUAUCCUUGGGUCCUGGAGAAUCCCAACUGCAGUCUGAUGGAGUUUGAGAUCAUUCAAGCAGCAUUUCGGAAUGAGUCGGAAUUUCAGUAUUUUUACUUUCGGAAGGGAGCCACGCUGAAGACAUUAGACAAGGAAAAGGAAGAGAAGCCGCCUUCUGAUUCUACAGCAAAUGAAGAAAAAUUGAGGGUUGGAAAGCUUAAGGCCAAGAUUAUUAGUAAAGGGCUCCCGGUCCGAUUUUAUACAGAUCUCCGUGAGUUGGGUGAGCUGCUUUUCAAGGACUGGUCGGUUGUGAUAGAAAAGCUUUACCCAGCCACUCCAAGGAUUGAAAAUAUAGACUCCAAGCACAGGUUUGAACGUUCCUAUCAUGAAGAAUUUACUGAGAAGUGCGAGCAAGUGUUUGUUGUUUCCAAGGAGUCCAAAAGGACCUUUGAAAUCUUGGAAAAAUUUGCCUUGAAGGAUGUGGAACUGGAUUUUAACAAUGCAGGAGCAAAUUCCAGUUUAGAUUCUGUUCUCAGAGUAAAUUCUUUUCCAGCUUUCAAGUCUAUUUUGCUUUUGUCUGGAGAACGUGGUUGUGGGAAGUCCACUUUGAUUGCCAACUGGGUGAAUUAUUUCAAAAAGAAAUAUCCGAACGUGUUGAUGAUAUCUCAGUUUUUGGGGAGCACCUGUGAAAGCAGUGACAUCACGUCUGUGAUUCAUUACUUCAUCACAGAAUUACAACAAGAAAACUACGGUACUCAGCUUGAAAUGGAUAUCUUUAAUGAAGACUCAAGUGUCUUGGUCUUUUCACUUCUUGUAGAGGUGUUCAUUGCUUCUAUCAGUUUAAAGCCAUGUGUACUUGUACUAGAUGGAAUUGAAGAACUGAUUGGCAUUUAUGGGACUUCAGGUCAGAAGGCAAAAGAUUUUUCCUGGCUGCCGUGCUCGCUCUCUCCUCAUUGCAAAUUUAUCAUGAGCACUGUCUCUUCCAGCCUGUCCUACAAGUCGCUAUGUGCCCGCCCAGAUGUGAGAACGGUGGAACUCAUUAGCCCAGGAGAUGAAGAAACAAAACUCAACAUCUUUAGACAGCAUCUUUCCAUUGUCAGCACUGACCCCUUCCAACAGAGUAGAAAAGCUUUAAAGAAAAAACCAGACCUGAGUCCUUUAAAACUCACGAUCCUUGCCAGUGAGUGGAAAGAAUGUAGGAUCUACCGGAAUGAGUUUCAGUGUAUGAGGGAGUACUUGGAGGUGGUCUCUAUUCAGGAUCUCUGGGAAUUGAUCCUGAAACGCUGGAUUGAAGACUACAGUUGGACUUUACAACCAAAAAAGGCAAAUUCUGAAACUGUGGCUUUGGGAGAAGGGCUGGAGGGCUGGGUAGCUGACGCUCUGGGCCUCCUGUGCAUUUCCCACUGCGGGUUGGCUGAGGAUGAGCUGCUGGAGCUUUUGGACAUGCUGGGCUACAAGGAUCAGUAUAAAGUCACCACCUUGUACUGGGCUGCCUUCCGCAAUGCGACCAAGCAGUGGGUCCAGGAGAAGCCCAGUGGCCACCUGCACUUCCGGCACCAGUCGCUGCGGAGUGCCGUGGAGCACAAGCUGCUUGGUGUCCUCACUCCCAUCAGAGAAUGCAAUCCAUAUCCAUUUCAGAACCCAACAAAUCAAAAGAGGACGUAUUUUCACCAAAUCUUGACCAGAUAUUUCCAGCAACAAAGCACUUUCUGGAGAGUCUACGAAGAACUGCCAUGGCACAUGAAAAUGAACAGGUCCUGGAGGGGGCUGUGCAGCUUUCUCUCAAGCCCCAGUAUCAUAGACUUUAUAUCAAGAAUCCAAAGCCCAAGCUUCUGGACAAGGCUGCAGCUCGUUCACUACUGGAACAUCUUAUCGGAAGCUGGAUAUGAUGCUUCUGGGGCCUACUUACUCUCAGUGGCCAAGAUCAAAGCAGAUCAAUGCCACAAACUGAAGAAGAGAUUGACACUCUCAGCGCUGGAAUGCAGACUUUUUGAGGUCACUGCCACUGACAAAUGCCGAUUACUGUUCUUUAUCGCAAGUUUUUUGAAGCUUCUGGGCAAGACCAAUGAAGCGGAAGAGCUAUUCUUGAUUGUUGAGGACAUGUUAAUGCAGAGCCAAGUUAUGACAGAUAUGCUUUUCAAAGUACAGAAUGCUAUCGGAGAGCUGUAUCUGGAAAUAGGGAUGACUGAAGGAGGGUUCCAGUAUUUCCAGAAAGCAUGGUCCAACCUGCUGUGUUUUUCACCCAGAGACUUAAAAGAGAGCCAGAGCCUGGUGAAGCAGAAAGUCAGAGUGCUGUACAACCUGGCAAAAUCAGCGCCUCGGGAGUUCUUAAAAGAAAAUGACAUUUUGGAAUGUGCUACCAAAAUUUCCAAGUUACUGGACAACAAUCCCUAUGAUCAAGCUACUAUGAAAUACGUCGAAGGUGUUCUGAUGUUGGUUGGUGGAAACAUUUCUGUUGCAAAAGCAAAACUUCAAGAGUGCUUAAAUAUCAGGAGAAAUUUGUUUGGGGAGAAAAACAUGCUCGUUGGAGAAAUUAGGGAAUUGUUAGCAGAUUUACUAUUUUUUCUUCCAGACAAUAGUGCAAAAUCCCAGAUGAAGCAAAUAAUUGAUUAUUAUAAGCAAGUGAUAAAAGUAAAGGAAAAUGCAGACUCUCUCACCAACUCCUCACUCAUCAGGAAACAGCUGAAUGUCAGCCUUAGCGACACCUUGUGUAAAUUAGCAGGCCAAUUAUUGAUAAAUGACUCUUGUCAUCACAGCAUGAUUGAGGCGGUAGGCUAUUUGUACAAAUCACUUGACUUAAGGGCAACCUACCUGGGACCUUCUCAUUCAUCCAUCCAUGGAAUCCUGCAGAUUCUGAGGGAAAUCAAGUGGAUUCGUGGAAGAAGAUGUGGGCCUCAAGGCAUUAGCCAACCAUGUGAGGGUUUUAGGAAUGGGUUAUCCUUAUGGGACUAUUUGCUUAAAUUAAACUAUCACAGUGCUCAGAAUUCUAACACAGUGAGCUCUGCAUUGUGCCUGGGUGCAGAUAAGUUCCAGAGAGCUAAAAGUGUGGACUUGCAACCUCACACAAGUUCAGAGAAGUCAAAAUGUGUAAAACAGAAAAAGAUCUUGAAACCCAUUCUUUCCAUUUCUGCUGAGGAAAAGCCCCAACAGAAGACACCAAAUAAUGCUGAAAUCAGGAAUAGCCCAGGAAAGGGAGCAUCAAAGAAAAAGAAAGACUAUUCCCCUAAGAUUUCAUCUUUGCAUAAGAUGAAUAGUUUAGUGAAGUUGUCAAAGCAGAGGAUUUUGUCAGCUAAAAGCGAGAGUGGAGAAGGCCGAAUCACCACUAUUUACUGCCAUCCCCUGGUGUCGCCUCUUACUGCAAAUAAUCCUUGGGAAUCCAUAUCUGAGCUCAUAUCAGAAAAGUGGCUUUUUCAUGGCCCAGAUUAUAGUUCAAGUCAGAAGUGUUUUUUACAGGGAAGAUGUCAGAUGGAAACAAAAUUGUUGAAGACCGCAAAUUAUAUUGAUAAGGAAUAAAAAUUAUA
Molecule: messenger RNA, 5463 nt
Organism: Nycticebus coucang (slow loris)
Lineage: Eukaryota; Metazoa; Chordata; Mammalia; Primates; Lorisidae
Product: putative tetratricopeptide repeat protein 41
Exons: 16
Coding region: 1517-5455 (1312 amino acids)
Cellular component (GO): Cul4-RING E3 ubiquitin ligase complex
Molecular function (GO): protein binding
Source: RefSeq, a predicted model, not a curated record